This is a messenger RNA of Staurois parvus, 249 nucleotides long. The record is from the annotation of a GenBank genome assembly. Lineage: Eukaryota; Metazoa; Chordata; Amphibia; Anura; Ranidae.
AUGCCUACCAGUGCACAUCAAUGCCACAUAUCAGUGCCGCCUAACAGUGCCAUCAGUGCCUCCUCAUCAGUGCCCAUCAGUGCAGCCUAUCAGUGCCCAUCACAGCAGCCUCAUUAGCACACAUCAAUGAAGGAGAAAAAUCACUUAUUUACAACAUUUUAUAACAAAAAAUAAGAAAAACAUUUUUUUUUUUCAAAAUUUUCAGUGGUUUUUGGUUUAAGAAAAAAUAAAAAACCCAGAGGUGAUUAA